AUGGAUCCAAUGGACAUCUCAAACUCAUCGCAUGAUGACCUCUCCGUGGGUGAUGUCUUCACUCCGCAGGCGGACAUUGCGCGGUCUCCCGACGGAAUGCAUCUGGACCCCAAAAGGGAUACGGGUUUUCGGAUGACCGGUGGCAGUCCGGAGCGCAAGCAAACGUCCCCCUCAAAGGAUCCCGACGGAACCCAACCCUUUCCCGCGCCAAACCUGAACAUGAAUCCUUUGGCCAGGAAAAGAGAUCGAGGCAGGAAGAAGAAAAAGCAAGGAAACCACGUUGCACCGGCCAUCUCCACGGUACGCGGCUUUAACCCUGUAGGCUCUGGUGACGAAGAGUCCGAUCUGUCAGCCGCCAGUUCCCGGGCUCCCAGUUCACACCCACGUCCUGUGGGGAAGAAUGGAGAUAGCCCUAGAGCGAAGGCCUCGGGCGCGGGUGUCAGCGCCCUCAAGCUUCAGCUGGAUUCUCUCAAUAUUUCCAACGGCUCAGUUUCGCCCUGCACGCAGAGCGACCUAGGCUCAGAGCCGCCAAGCAAUGCCAGUGUCUGCUCAGACAGUGACCAAACUGAAGUUCUGACUAGCUACGAAGUUCCACUGGAACACGACUACGUUAGCGCAGAUGCCGCGGCAGAAGAGAGCUCUCAGAACACCUCGAGCGUUCGUGACAUGCGCACUCAACUGUGCCGGAAGAUGACCACCGAUGACUUCGAACCAUUGCUCUGUCUUGGAAAGGGCUCGUUCGGGACGGUGUUGCUUGUACGCCAUGCGCUCACAGGAAAGCUGUAUGCGCAGAAGCAAUUCAAGAAGGCCUCCAUUACCGUGCAUAAGAAGCUGGUGGAGCAGACGAAGACCGAGCGCACCAUUCUAGAGAGCGUCAAUCGUCACCCUUUUGUCGUCAAGUUCUUCUACGCCUUCCAGGACCACGAGAAACUCUACCUUAUCCUGGAAUACGCCCAGGGCGGCGAGCUCUUCACUCAUCUGGCCAUGGAACGCAUGUUCAACGAGGAUGUCGCUGCUUUCUACAUGGCGGAAAUGGUCCUUGCGCUGGAGCAUCUCCACCAGAAUGUCGGAGUGAUCUAUCGCGAUCUCAAGCCCGAAAACUGUCUGCUGGACCACGAGGGUCAUCUUCUCCUGACGGACUUUGGUCUCAGCAAGAUUGCGGUGGAUGACGACGCUCGCUGCGAUUCUUCCCUGGGCACCAUCGAAUACAUGGCCCCCGAAGUCAUCCAGGGUAAACCGUACGGUAAGGCGUGUGAUUGGUGGUCACUGGGCGCGCUUGGGUACGACCUCCUCACCGGGUCGCCCCCGUUCACCGCGAACAACAACGCCAAGUUGCAAGAGAAGAUUCUCAAGCAGAAGCUGACGCUGCCCUACUUCCUCGGGCCCGACGCAAAGGACCUCCUCACCCGACUCCUGCGGAAGGAGCCAUCAAAGCGCCUUGGCUACCACAUGCCCAAGGACCUCCAGACCAUCAAGAAACACCGCUUCUUCCGCAAGAUUGACUGGAAGGCCCUUGAACGUCGCGAGCUCACGCCACCCAUCAACCCCGUUGUGACAGAUCCCGCCAUGGCCGAGAACUUUUCUCUGGAUUUCACCCAAUUGCCGCUGAGCCCGAUCGUCACCGGCAGCGCAUUCGAUGACUUCCACGCCGGACGUCACCGGGGCAGCCAUCGUGCGGCGUUGUCAUUUGGCCACGACGGUGGUGAGAACGACCCCUUUGGCGGAUUCAGCUUUGUUGCGCCUAGCAGUUUACUCGACCACCAUGGUCCGGGAAUGAUGACUGCGGGCUAUUGA
Molecule: messenger RNA, 1794 nt
Organism: Aspergillus terreus NIH2624
Lineage: Eukaryota; Fungi; Ascomycota; Eurotiomycetes; Eurotiales; Aspergillaceae
Product: AGC family serine/threonine-protein kinase
Exons: 1
Coding region: 1-1794 (597 amino acids)
Biological process (GO): protein phosphorylation
Molecular function (GO): ATP binding; protein serine/threonine kinase activity
Source: RefSeq, a predicted model, not a curated record